UUUCUUCUGCUCUGCUCCUGCUCGUCCGGUCGGAAGUCGUCGGAACCCAAGCCCUCCGCUCCGCUCCCCCAUAGCCCUCGUCCGAGGACUAGCGGGAUCCGUCCGGUUCGGCCAAGGGGAAGGACCUCGUCCGCCGAUGUCGACCCGCGCCGCCUCCCGCCGCUCCUCCUCGUCGUCCGCGGCCGCCAAGCGCCCCGCGAUGGCGGAGGGCGCCAAGGCGGCGGGAACCGCCGCCGCGCAGGCCAAGAAGCGCGCCGCGCUCGGCAACAUCACCAACGUCGUCGCCGCUCCGGCGGGAAGGGCCGCCGCCCUUGGGAAGGUCGCGCCACCGGUCACCGGCGCGAAGUUGAAUUCAGCUACCUCAGCUGUACCCUUAAAGAAGCCAUCUUUGGCAAAUGCUCGCAAUGCGAGCUCCAUUCGGGGUUCUGCUGUGAAGUCGGCUUCCAUCAAGCCAGCUCCACCAGUACCACGCCUCGACAGCAGCACAAGGCCGAAGCAUAAUGUUCCUGUGCCUGCCACUGUCCAUGUGCCAAGUCGUGCUCCUGCCUUGGUACCCUGCAGCAGUUUCGUGUCGCCUGCACGUUCAGGAGAUUCAGUUUCUAUCGAUGAGACGAUGUCGACUUGCGACUCCAUGAAAAGCCCGGACUUUGAGUACAUAGACAAUGGGGAUUCCUCGAUGCUGGCCUCGUUGCAGCGACGGGCAGAUGAACAUCUGCGUAUAUCAGAGGAUACAGAUGUUGAAGAAAAUAAAUGGAAGAAAAAUGCCCCUGCCCCAAUGGAAAUCGACCGCGUCUGUGAUGUUGACAACGACUUGGAGGAUCCACAGUUGUGCGCUACUCUGGCUUCUGACAUCUACAUGCAUCUGCGAGAAGCUGAGACAAAGAAACGACCAUCAACUGAUUUCAUGGAAACGAUUCAAAAAGAUGUCAACCCAAGCAUGAGGGCAAUUUUGAUAGACUGGCUCGUAGAAGUUGCUGAAGAGUAUCGUCUUGUUCCUGAUACUUUGUACCUGACAGUUAACUACAUUGACCGUUAUCUUUCUGGCAACGAAAUCAACCGCCAAAGGCUGCAAUUACUUGGUGUUGCUUGCAUGCUUAUAGCUGCAAAAUACGAGGAGAUAUGUGCACCCCAAGUAGAAGAAUUCUGCUACAUAACGGACAAUACAUACUUCAGAGAUGAGGUCCUAGAAAUGGAAGCUUCUGUGCUGAAUUAUUUGAAGUUUGAAAUGACAGCACCUACAGCAAAGUGUUUUUUGAGGAGAUUUGCUCGUUCUGCACAAGCGUGUGAUGAGGAUCCUGCUUUGCAUCUCGAGUUCCUCGCCAGUUACAUCGCUGAGCUAUCCCUUCUGGAGUACAAUCUACUAUCCUACCCUCCAUCACUAAUAGCUGCUUCGGCUAUUUUCUUGGCGAGGUUUAUACUCCAGCCAACAAAGUAUCCUUGGAACUCCACACUUUCUCAUUACACACAGUACAAGCCGUCCGAAUUGAGCGACUGUGUAAAGGCAUUGCACCGCCUUUUCAGCGUUGGUCCUGGGAGCAACCUUCCAGCAAUCAGAGAAAAGUACAGUCAACAUAAGUACAAAUUUGUUGCGAAGAAGCAGUGUCCACCACAAAUCCCUACCGAAUUCUUCAGGGAUACGACAUGAUAGACUAGAAGGGCCCAGCAGUAGUUCCAGUUGCUUACUGAAUUCUUCCUGAUGUGGCUCAAAUGCCUCCCAGUGUAGCACCCGCACAUGCAGGACGUGCUGAUGACCCCUGUUUGUGGUCAUGUUAGAGAAUCGGUGUGUGUGUUUUCCCCCUCUCCUGCUUCUUGCUGUAAUUUUCCUGUAUCUAGACCAAUGUCUGCAGGCGCAUGUAAAUCGGAGUUGUGUAGUAGAGCAUAACAUCUCGUUUGUAUUGCCAUAAAACUGACUGGGAGUCGGUCACUUGAAGCACUACGUCAGGUUCAUUGAUAUGUCCCUUGUAAAGCACCAGAUUUUUUGUAGUGCUCAUUCUGAAUAAUCCAUUGCUCUGCUCCUUGUCCUUGAAGAAUUCUACACACAGACGCAGAGUUGAAGUUGCAUCUUCCACUCCUACGUGUUGGUUUGGAGGUGAAGAAAUGAACGAGAUUGCAGGAGCUUGUUGACACCACAGAAACAAGUGACAGGAAGAGAAGAUGACGUAUUGGGGUGGGGGUGGUGUCGAUCACCUUGGUUUACAAGAAUGGUUGGUCUCUCAAACAAAAACACACUAAACGGAAUGGAUGAUGCGUAACACAAACAAAAGGACCCGACAAGGCGAAUCAAAUGUAUCUGGACGCAUAUAUAUCCAUCCAUUCCAAAUCCAGAGCGCGGAAAUUUUGGGCCAUGAUGUCCCUCUCAGUUCAUUAGUACUCCAGCAUUUCUACAUAUAUGCAUGUUUAUGCUAGACGCGCAUAACUACGUGUAAUGCAAUUAACUUGAACCGGUGUAUCCA
Messenger RNA from Sorghum bicolor (sorghum), 2453 nucleotides. RefSeq names its product cyclin-A1-3. Gene Ontology annotation, molecular function: cyclin-dependent protein serine/threonine kinase regulator activity. Gene Ontology annotation, cellular component: nucleus; cyclin-dependent protein kinase holoenzyme complex; cytoplasm. The transcript has 11 exons. Gene Ontology annotation, biological process: regulation of cyclin-dependent protein serine/threonine kinase activity; mitotic cell cycle phase transition. NCBI's taxonomy places the organism in Eukaryota, Viridiplantae, Streptophyta, Magnoliopsida, Poales, Poaceae. The record is from RefSeq and is a predicted model, not a curated record. The coding region runs from base 137 to 1645 and encodes 502 amino acids.